This is a messenger RNA of Ceratitis capitata (Mediterranean fruit fly), 1069 nucleotides long. RefSeq names its product hydroxyacylglutathione hydrolase-like protein. Gene Ontology annotation, molecular function: hydroxyacylglutathione hydrolase activity. The transcript is spliced from 3 exons. Lineage: Eukaryota; Metazoa; Arthropoda; Insecta; Diptera; Tephritidae. The record is from RefSeq and is a predicted model, not a curated record. Bases 52 to 969 code for a protein of 305 amino acids.
UAAAAAUUUAAAAUUGUAAAUUUAAUAAUAGAAAUUACAUAGUUGAAAUAAAUGUACUCACUAUUUGGGCGUGGAUUAGCCCAUAAAAUAUACAAACAUGCAUGUCUUGCGCAACGUUUGUGGACCGAUAAGGCGGCUGCUGCUAAGCCGCCAGCCGCACCGGAUAAACUUCAUAGUCAAAUUGUGGACGUGCGUUGUGAAGGUAUGGUAGUUAAAAUAUUACCCGCACGCGACAAUAACUACAUGUAUCUGAUAACCGAUUUGCCCACGGGUUGUACAGCUGCCAUAGAUUUAUCCGAUAACAAACUUCUCUUUGAAACACUCAAGAAAGAAAAUUUAACUCUCUCCUAUGCUUUUAUCACACAUCAUCAUGAAGAUCACGCAGGCGGCACAGAAGAAUUGGCUGCUCAAUAUCCCGAUGUUAAAAUAUGUGCUGGUGAUGAGCGUAUAAAAUGUGUAACUCAUUGUGUAAAGAAUGAUGAGAAACUGAAAUUAGGCGAGAUGACUUUCAAUUGCAUGCAUACGCCGUGUCAUACAGUAGGCCAUUACUGUUUCUUUGUUGAAUGUGGUGCAGGUGGGCCGCCAGCACUCUUCACCGGCGACACACUCUUCCAAGGUGGCUGCGGUGGCUUUGGCGAGGGUACGCCCGAACAAAUGGUUGCCAUUGUCGAUCGCUUUAUGUCACUGCCGAAGAUGACGCGUGUCUUUGGCGGUCAUGAGAAUACAAUUGCAAAUUUACGCUUCGCCCAAUGUGUAGAACCGGAAAAUUCGAAUGUUAGCGCACGUCUGAUGUGGGCACAGAAACAACGAGAGAAUAAACUGCCAACACCACCGUCGUUAUUGUGCGAGGAAAUGUGUUUUAAUCCAUUCUUACGAAUUGAUCAUCCGGAUGUGCAAAAUUACGCCGGCGACACAGAUCCGAUUUAUGUUAUGUUUUGUUUGCGCAAACAACGGGAUGCCUUCAAGUAGAGGGUGUGCCGAGCGAAAAUUAUAUAAAAAUAACUUGUUGUGAGUUCUUUAAUAAAACUUCUAAUCUUAUCGAUGUUUGUACAUAUAUAAGAAAUUUGAA